Molecule: messenger RNA, 1420 nt
Organism: Selaginella moellendorffii
Lineage: Eukaryota; Viridiplantae; Streptophyta; Lycopodiopsida; Selaginellales; Selaginellaceae
Product: rubisco accumulation factor 1.1, chloroplastic-like
Exons: 1
Coding region: 31-1353 (440 amino acids)
Cellular component (GO): chloroplast
Source: RefSeq, a predicted model, not a curated record
UUUAGCUUUAGGGUUCUUUGGCGUCACGCCAUGGCGGGCAAUGCGGGCAUGGAGGUUCACGCCCUCGGCUGCUGCUCCUUCCGGAUUCCCGUCUCCCCCGUCGCCAAUAUCCACUCGGCAGCUCCAAGCAUCAGGCGAGGCGCCCGAUUCGCGUGUGGCAGCAGCCUGCGGGAUAGAUUGCUGCUCAGUAACACUCCAGGGGGGCGCGACGCCUUCUAUCAGCCCUUCCGCCCACCGCCGGGCGUGCUGGAAUCGGUGGUGUCACCCGAGCAGCAGCUAGAGAUCGUCCGGGAGCGGCGGGGGCAGUGGCACGACUAUGGCAAGCACAUCCCCGGACUGAUGCGCUCCGGCUACACGCCGGCGUCACUGGACGAGGCGACGGGGCUCACGGGCGUGGAGCAAAACCAGAUUGUGGUGGCGUGCCAGGUGAGGGACACUCUCAUCUCCACUGGGAUGGACGCGAAAUCGCUAGAGUUCUUCGAUUUCGAUGUCGGCGGCGCGGCCAUUCUCUACGAGCUCCGGAUCUUGUCCGCGCCCCAGCGGCGCGUGGCGGCGGAGUACGUGAUCGAGAGGGCCAUGGGCGACUCCAAGGCCGCCAGGGACGUGGCGAGGGCGCUCAAGGAUUUCGAGCGGAGGAAGCGUGAGUUUGGGAGGGAGUUCUUCUCAUCGGAUCCGGGUGACUGCCUGGCCUUCUGGUGGUACCGCCAGAGCAAGGAGCUCAAGGAUGGCGAGCGAGAGGACGCGCUGAGGAAAGCUCUCGAGUUCGCCACCUCGAAGAGCGCCAGGAGUUUGCUGUCAAGCUCGCUGGGUGAGAAAGAUCCCGUGGAGAAACAAGCACUCGCAGGCAAGGAGGAGAAGCCGGCCAAGAUGGUGAGCGUGGUGAGGCUCGAGUAUGGAGAGACCGCGGGGCUGGUGAUGCUCCCGGUGGCGGACCCGGACGCGAGCUCGAUCAAAGCCGCUCCUUCCGGCGGGGCUCUCGGCGAGGGAGCGUUUAGAAUUCACAGGUCGAGCACGGCGUGGCGGGGCUGGGUGCCACUCCCCGGCUGGAAGCCGGUUCUAGCAGCGGUGUCCCCGAUCACCAUCUUGUUCCCGGACGCUCGAGAACUCCGGCUCCAGAGAAAGAAGAGCGAUGAUCCAAGCGAGGAGCUGCUGCUUCUCGUGGACAAGGGGACCGUGUCCGAGAUCAAAGCCGGAUCGAUCUACUUAGUAGCGUCUGGAGGAGGAGGAUUGUCGCUGGAAAGUGGCAAGGAUCUUCACGAAGGCCUGGAAGUUCUCGGCGAAGUUCUUCUGGCAUUGUCACCUCCGGGAGGAUCUGACGAGCAAGAGGAUGAAACCCAAAUGGAUUGGGACUGAGCGUUGACCUUGUAAGACCUCUUCGAUCUGUAUAAUUGGCGGAUAAAAACUUUUUCGUUGAAUAGUU